Molecule: messenger RNA, 1134 nt
Organism: Aspergillus bombycis
Lineage: Eukaryota; Fungi; Ascomycota; Eurotiomycetes; Eurotiales; Aspergillaceae
Product: putative UV excision repair protein (RadW)
Exons: 7
Coding region: 1-1134 (377 amino acids)
Biological process (GO): proteasome-mediated ubiquitin-dependent protein catabolic process; nucleotide-excision repair
Cellular component (GO): nucleoplasm; cytosol
Molecular function (GO): polyubiquitin modification-dependent protein binding; ubiquitin binding; damaged DNA binding
Source: RefSeq, a predicted model, not a curated record
AUGAAGCUUACAUUUAAAGAUUUGAAACAGCAGAAGUUUGUAAUUGAUGCAGAGCCCUCAGAGACGGUUGGGCAAGUGAAAGAAAAGAUCUCCAAGGAGAAGGGCUGGGAUGUCCCCCAACUGAAACUGAUCUACUCUGGUAAGAUUUUGCAAGAUGACAAGGCGAUCGAAUCGUACAACAUCGAAGAAAAGGGCUUCAUAGUAUGCAUGGUCUCCAAGCCCAAGGCCUCCUCAUCUACAGCCACUCCUUCGCAACCCCCCUCGACACCUUCGAGAGCUGCCGCCUCGACCCCAGCUGCGCCCCCUGCCCCGGCUCCAUCUACAAACGCUUCCGCAUCAGCCCCACCGGCGACCCCUUCCCCUGCCGGGGCUACACAGCCAUCCGAUGCUGCUUUCAAUGAUCCCUCUGCUUUGUUGAGUGGCUCUCAGGGCGAGGCGGUUAUUUCUCACAUGGAGAGUAUGGGGUUUCCAAGGGAUGAUAUUAACCGCGCUAUGAGGGCUGCUUUCUUCAAUCCUGACCGUGCUAUCGAAUAUCUUCUAAAUGGAAUUCCAGACAACAUCCAACAGGAACAGCAACAACAACAGCAGCAGCAGGCUGCCGCUGUCACCGCUGCUUCACCUCAGCCUCCCGCUGCUUCCGCUGGGGAAACCGCCCCUGCGACAACUGGUGGUGAAGAACCAGUCAACCUGUUUGAGGCUGCUGCUCAGGCGGGUACCCAGGAAGGCGCCCAUGGGGCACGCCCCGGAAGUGCAGCCGGCGAAGGACUUCCGAAUCUUGACUUCCUUCGGAAUAACCCACAUUUCCAGCAACUUCGCCAGCUAGUCCAGCAACAACCGCAAAUGCUCGAGCCCAUCCUUCAACAAGUCGCGGCCGGUAACCCUCAGAUCGCCCAGCUCAUCGGCCAGAACGAGGAACAAUUCCUACAGCUCUUGAGCGAAGAAGGUGAUGGUGCGCUUCCUCCUGGUACACAUCAGAUCCAUGUCACCGAGGAAGAAAGAGAUGCCAUCGAACGUCUAUGCCGCCUGGGAUUUUCCCGAGAUUUGGUCAUACAGGCUUACUUUGCAUGUGACAAGAACGAAGAGCUUGCUGCCAACUUUCUAUUCGAGAACCCUGAUGAUCCUGAAGACCUAUAA